ACCAAUGCCGUCAUUUGGAGUUCGGGCCUGAAAAAGCUUUUAACGGGAAACGUCUAAAAAACCACGUGAUCCGCGCCGUCGAAGUUAUGGUCAAGGAGUUCUGCGAAACAGUGUGUUAUAUGGAACCGGACUGUGUCAGUAUCAAUCUUGAGAAAGGAGUGGAUGGUAAUAGGAAAUACAAAUGUGAAUUGAAUAAUGUCACACACGAAGGACACGAAGGCGAUUUGAUUGAGGAGGAAAACUACUUCUAUCACGCGGCUGAGAGUGCUUGCGUCGAGAAUCCUUGCAAGAAUAACGCCAUUUGUCAAAGCGGUUUUACCAACAAAGGUUACCGCUGCUUGUGUACAGCUGGAUUCAGGGGCCAAACUUGUGAUGAAGAUAUCGACGAGUGUACUGAGGCUGAACACAACUGCAAGCCCACCCAUCAGUGCGAAAAUAGCGAGGGAACUUACAACUGCAUUUGUCCACCUGGAUAUUAUGGAGAGAAUUGCGAUACUUCGGCUUCGAGUUGUAAAGAGGCUUAUGAAAAGGACAUAACUAAAGAAAGUGGUCAAAUUACGUUGCUCCUUGAAUCUAAACCAGUACUCAUUUUCUGUCACAUGGAAAAUUUUGGAUGUGGCGAUGGAGGAUGGACGUUGAUCAUGAAGAUUAAUGGAACGAAGAACACCUUUCACUUUGACUCACACUACUGGACUGAUAAGAAGGAAUACAGCCCUUCUGGCGGACAGACCGCGUUUGACGAGCAGGAGACUAAGUUAUCGACUUAUUGGAACACGCCCUUUUCUAAGAUCUGUCUCGGUAUGAAGAUCGACCAACAGCCCAGAUUUAUCGUCAUCAACAAACAGGUCGACUCUUUAUACUCGCUGAUUGCGGACGGAAUACAUCGAAACACAUCACUGGGUCGUGAGAGAUGGAAGGCGUUGUUUGGUUCGAAGGGUUCCCUACAACGCCAUUGUGACAGGGAAGGCUUAAAUGCUGUCUCUGAUAGAGGUGGUCAUUCUAGAGCUAGAAUUGGAAUACUUGGUAACAAUGAAAAUGAGUGCGAAACUUGUGAUUCCAGAAUUGGGUUUGGUACUGGGGGAUAUCCUGAUAACUCUAUAACAUGUGGAAAUGCAGCCUCAUGGUUGUCUGGGUCGGCUGAUAAGGUAAAUUAUAUCCCAACAAUGGGGUACAUCUUAGUGCAGUAA
Pocillopora verrucosa is the source of this 1187-nucleotide messenger RNA. The record is from RefSeq and is a predicted model, not a curated record. NCBI's taxonomy places the organism in Eukaryota, Metazoa, Cnidaria, Anthozoa, Scleractinia, Pocilloporidae.